AGGUGCUUCCUCUUUUAUUUGAUUUUGCACCGCAAUACUCACUUCGCCUGUGAUGAUGUUCAAGUAGUCGCAUGCGUAACACUGGUUCGGAAAUCUUCGAUCAAGGCAGUCCACGAACGCUAUCGUCAUACACCACUAACAUUCCCCACUCGCUCACACCCAUCCCUCGAACAUGACCUUUGUCUCGAACGAUCCUGCUUGGUGGCCGUUCAUGAAUGUGACUGUGACUCAAAUUUUUUCCUACUGGACAGUUGCCACCGGCGUCGUGGUAGUAUACGAUUGGGUCUUAACACUCGGACAAGAGAUUGAACUCAUCUGGAGAAAACGCUGGUCUUUCAUGACUCUGCUGUAUUUGAUUAUACGCUAUAUUGGAAUACCAUAUUCUGUGUAUGUGUCGAGACCAACAACUUUGCACUGUGGUAAUUGCUCAUCUCUGACAACUAGUGUCAAUAUUCUGUGUAUGUCUCAUUGCGCCGUGUUCCAUUUUUCUGACCGGCGGGACACAGGAAAUAUGCCAUCAAUAUCGCUGACAGAUGCAGUAAUUUUAGGCGCUAUCAUGUACUACACAGUAAAUGGGACAAAUGUGGCCUUGACUGCCAUGUUUGGCGUCAUCAUGAUUGCUCGGUUGUAUGCCAUGUAUCAAGGAUCUAGAACGAUGCUCAUCUUCCUUGUUAUUAUAUUUCUGGCUGUUAUCAUUGCCUGCGGAUCGAUCUCGGCAGUAGAAUUCAAGUAUACUGUACCAGAGGAGGUGAUACUCCCUGGCACGCAUAUAUGCGGUUAUGGACAUGAAGGGGACAUGCCGCUUCUGUUUUCAAUGGUUUGGAUGCUCAACACUGUUUGGGAGGUCCUCGCAUUGUGUCUUUCAGUCUGGGUGGCUGUGAAACACUUCCGUGAGCUGCGACGACUUGGCCCAUCGACAGGAUCAACCAUUGGGGACUGUUUCAGAGUGCUGAUACAAUCUCAUGUUCUUUAUUUUGCAAGCUUUGUCGGUGUCUCUUGCCUCCAACUUGCUGUUAUCUCUGCGAAAAUCUCGAAUAUUGUCGGUCUGAUACUUGGUGGCACUGUUCAAAUUUUAUUGGUCGUGCAGAUGUUUGUGCUGGGACCACGCCUCAUCCUGAGCAUUCGAGAAUACCACGCCAAACUCGUGGCAUACUCCGAUGCAGAAACUAGCAUGAAUUCGAUUGUUUUCCAGGAACGCGUACAUGUAUCAACUAGCAGUACUGUAUAGGGACACGCUUGGGUCUAGACCAGUGCGAAAGUUCACAUUUUAAUCCAUAUUAGAAGUCGACGACACAAACAGCGAUGCCCUAGUUCUAAUAAGAUGUGAUAGCAGUCGCAAGA
Messenger RNA from Suillus discolor, 1341 nucleotides. RefSeq lists its product as uncharacterized. The record is from RefSeq and is a predicted model, not a curated record. The transcript has 11 exons. Lineage: Eukaryota; Fungi; Basidiomycota; Agaricomycetes; Boletales; Suillaceae. The coding region runs from base 173 to 1228 and encodes 351 amino acids.